Messenger RNA from Trematosphaeria pertusa, 1728 nucleotides. RefSeq names its product nucleolar GTP-binding protein 2. Bases 27 to 1616 code for a protein of 529 amino acids. NCBI's taxonomy places the organism in Eukaryota, Fungi, Ascomycota, Dothideomycetes, Pleosporales, Trematosphaeriaceae. Gene Ontology annotation, cellular component: nucleolus. Gene Ontology annotation, molecular function: GTP binding. The transcript is spliced from 4 exons. The record is from RefSeq and is a predicted model, not a curated record.
CACCGUCAAUCUCCACAACGCCAAGCAUGAAAGUCGGAAAGCCCAAAUCGAAGCGCGUUCCCGUGCGGCUGCGGCACAAAAUCGAGAAAGCCUCCGCGGCGAAGCAACGGAAAAUGAAGAAGCAGGCAAAGAAGAAUCCUGAAUGGCGUUCGAAAGUCAAAAAAGACCCCGGCAUUCCCAACCUGUUUCCUUACAAGGACAAGAUCCUGCAAGAGAUCGAGGAAAAGCGCAGGCUGAAGGAGGACGACAAUGCCCACCGCAAGGAACUAGCAAAACAGCAGAACCUUAGCGGAAAUGCUGCAAUAGAUACUAUGGAGGAAGACGAGAUCGUUGCAGAAGAGGACGAUCUCGCAGACGAGCUUGAUGACGACUCCAUGCAGGUGGAUGAGUCGAACCCCAUGGCGGCGCUCCUCGCCUCUGCCAAAGCUCGUGCGGCCCACUUUGAGCAGAAGAAAGCACCAGACGAAGACGCGAUGGACGACGACGGAGAGGAUGAAUUCUCGGGAUUCGACGACGAAGACGAGGAUGGCACGUCAACGGCCAAUAUCCGAAAAGACUCCUCGAGAAGGGCUUUUGACAAAGUGUACAAGCAAGUCGUGGAAUCCGCGGACGUCGUGGUAUACGUGCUUGAUGCGAGGGACCCGGAAGGGACGAGAUCAAAGGGGGUGGAACAGAUGGUUAUGGCAACUGAUGGAGGAAGUAAACGAAUGAUCUUCAUCCUGAACAAGAUCGACCUCGUACCACCCGCCGUCCUGCGAGCGUGGCUCGUUCACCUGCGGCGGUCAUUUCCCACUCUUCCCCUCCGUGCGUCGAAACCAGCGCCGAACGCAAAAACUUUCGACCACAAGGAUCUCACCAUGAAAGGCACCUCGGAAACGCUAUUCAAAGCUCUGAAAACGUUUGCUGAGUCAAGGCAACUGAAGCGAUCCACCAAAGUUGGUAUUAUCGGGUACCCCAACGUCGGCAAGUCAUCGGUUAUUAACGCCCUAACGUCGAGGCUGGGUGGAAGGACCGGGACAUGUCCAGUUGGAGCUGAAGCUGGCGUCACCACCAGCUUGCGCGAGGUUAAGCUGGAUAACAAACUGAAACUGCUCGACUCCCCGGGAAUUGUAUUUCCUAACAACACGGAGGGCGGCAAGAAUAGCAGGGUCGAAGAGCAUGCCAGGCUCAUCCUCCUCAAUGCCAUUCCACCUAAGGAGAUUGACGACCCAGUCCCGGCAGUGAACUUACUGCUGAAGAGACUUUCGACUUCCCCAGAGCUAUUCGCGAAACUUGUGGAUAUUUAUGACCUAGCACCAUUACACACCACCAAUGGAGACACAACAACGGAUUUUCUCGUUCAAGUCGCGAGGAAGAGGGGUCGGUUAGGUAAAGGGGGUGUUCCAAAUCUCCACAGUGCAGCGCAAACUGUUCUUACAGACUGGCGAGACGGGCGCAUCCAGGGCUGGACCGAUCCUCCCAAGUACAAGCCGGACGCAGCUCCUGCCACGAAGUCAGCUCCUGCAUCCACUGGAGGUGAUCAAAAGGAGAUUGUCAAGGAAUGGGCCGCUGAAUUCAAGCUUGAGGGUCUUUGGGGAGACGAGGCGAAUGAGGCGGCUGAUGUCAUGGAGACAUGAUGUAUGUAUUGUCAGGCGAAAUGGCGUUAAGAAGGGACAGGAAGGGCGUAAGUGCAUCUCCAAACAGAGCCUCUCCGUUCACGAUACCAAUGAAUCCUAGUUCUGUUGUAUG